AUGGGUACCAAGCUGCCGCUCCUCUGCGCCCUGGCCGUGCUGCUCGGCGCCUUCCCACCGGGGCAGCCCGGCGCCCGGGGCUCGGCGGCCGCCGCGCCGCCCGCCGCGCCGCCCGCGGGCGAAGGGGAGGCGUACGGCGUGAAGCUGUGCGGGCGGGAGUUCAUCCGCGCCGUCAUCUUCACCUGCGGCGGGUCCCGCUGGAAGCGCCUCUCCCUGCUGGCCGGGGAGCCGGAGGCGGCCCCCGGUCCUGUACGAACAGCAAGUAAUAAUCUACAGGGAAGCUUCAAGCUGCAACCAGUUUGGGGUCAUGAAGUGGAGCAGCUGCAGAGGAGCAGCCCGUUUCUUGGAUGGGAGACGCUGAAGGACUUGUAUAGUUUAAACUACUAUAAUGAAUAUGUACCAGUGGCAGAUGACUUCAAAGAACUUGUUCAACAGGUAGAGGAAGCUGUUCCAAAGGACAGGGGAGGAACAGAAAUUGCAAGCCCCAUGGGCUCAAGCAGUUAUCUUUGGGCCAGGUAUCCCAGGAGAAAACGAGAAUCUCUGGGUUUGGCAGGAAUGUGUUGUAAAUGGGGCUGUACAAAAGCUGAAAUUAGUACUAUAUGCAGAGUUUAAAAUUCUCUGCACUUAAUGCAUGAAAUCAAUGCUCAUUGCAAAACUCUCACUGUAUUUUAUUUUGUCUGUAUGUUCCAGUCAAUGCUGCUGGUUUUCUUUAAAAAAAAAUAUAUUGACAAGUGUAAUUGUAAUGACUUUGUUUUGCUGCAAUAACUUUUAAUCUGUAUUUUUUACUGAGUAUUUUCAUGUUGAU
This is a messenger RNA of Apus apus (common swift), 805 nucleotides long. Its product is annotated as relaxin-3-like. The transcript is spliced from 2 exons. NCBI's taxonomy places the organism in Eukaryota, Metazoa, Chordata, Aves, Apodiformes, Apodidae. The record is from RefSeq and is a predicted model, not a curated record. Bases 1 to 612 code for a protein of 203 amino acids. Gene Ontology annotation, molecular function: hormone activity. Gene Ontology annotation, cellular component: extracellular region.